Messenger RNA from Perkinsus marinus ATCC 50983, 393 nucleotides. RefSeq lists its product as hypothetical. The coding region runs from base 1 to 393 and encodes 130 amino acids. The record is from RefSeq and is a predicted model, not a curated record. NCBI's taxonomy places the organism in Eukaryota, Perkinsozoa, Perkinsida, Perkinsidae. The transcript is spliced from 3 exons.
AUGCUGUGUACCCCAAAUAGUGGUCGUCACCCGUUUGCUGCUCCUCGUGGCUCCGAUGGGCUCGUGCAAGACGCUCAUGAUCGUGCUACAGAGACACUACGGCACUGGAAUGCUCGAGCGGGGAAGGUGGAGGAGUUGCCUGCACGCGUGUACUCCUGUUCUAUCACCAACGUCUGCUCCCAAGUCGGCGCACAAGUUAACUUUGAGCUCAAUCGUCGGCGAUUGGAAAACCUACAUGGGAAACUCCGUAUGAAGAGGCUACUAGAGGCGAGUAAUGAGGCGGCAUUGGCUAGUGGCAAGACCGUCCCUAGUCAAACACGGCAACUGCAGAGGAUGAUGGAAUCCAAGUUGGGAGCCGACCAGGACUGGGAUACUAUAGAGAAGGUCAAUUAG